Molecule: messenger RNA, 4226 nt
Organism: Tachysurus vachellii
Lineage: Eukaryota; Metazoa; Chordata; Actinopteri; Siluriformes; Bagridae
Product: cysteine-rich motor neuron 1 protein-like
Exons: 9
Coding region: 116-1126 (336 amino acids)
Cellular component (GO): extracellular region
Source: RefSeq, a predicted model, not a curated record
UUGGCCAGUGAGCUGCAGAGACACACAAACACAGAUUUCUCCCCGUAUUCGGGUCUAUUACUCAGUGUAACUUGCUCUGUGAGCUCAGUGUUAGUGAUCGUGUUGUGGCAGCACUAUGGUCUCGAGUGUUUUCUGGCUCUCGGCUCAGAUGCUGGGGUUUAUGUGCCUCCUGAUGCCAAGCUCUGGGUUUCUGUUACUGCGUGAAGGAGAGAAAUGUGGAGCCUACAUCGAAGGCGCAUGUGAGAAAGAGCUCGUCUGUGUGCCUACUGAACCCUCAUCCUUGUUUUACGCUGCAGGAGAGUGCACUAGGGUUACGGCUUGUAACUGCUCUGAGUUCCAGUGUCCACCGUGGCCAAAGGAUCAAUAUUGCAGUAUAGUGACUGAUCCGUGUGGUUGUUGUACCCACUGUGCCAGACGGCCAGGGCAGGUGUGCGGUGGCCAGAGUUGGAGAUACGGUAACUGUGAAGAGGGGUCGAUUUGCGCCCUUGUUGUGGGACUUGAUUCAGUCAGAGCUCCACAGACAGGCGUGUGCAAAGAGCUGCCAAGUCAUUUAAAAGACACCUUCUCUGUACCUCAAUGUCCUGCUCAAUAUGGCUGCAACGUUCAUGUUGGGAAUUGUGAUUGUUAUUCUGAUGACUCCUGUUAUGCAUCAUUCCGUUAUAGCACCUAUGAUGCCUGCAAUAAAGUUUUAAUGGCUGACAGGAUGUAUAGCAUGUAUGACAGCGACCAAGAUCCCGAAGUAGAGCCACCUGUGAGGGCGUGUAUGGAGUACGCUUGUGAGGUUCAGGGCUGUGAGUGUGUGUGUCAGUAUAGAAAGUGUGACAGCAGGACAAGUCCACUCUACGAGACCGCCUGCUGUAAAAUUCUGAGGGAUUCUGGCUGCCAAAAUGCCUCCUGUCCUGAGAUUCCCACUCCGCCUUGUCCAGCAGACUCCUUCAUCAGUCAGCCCCACACUGAACCUGGUCAGUGCUGCCCCAUUAUACCUCCUCUAUGCACCUGCAACUUCAAAACCUGCGCUCCAAAACCCAAAUACUGCCCUGAGGGUGGAUAUCCCAGACUUGUUGCGAAGGGUAACGGCCACCCGGGGAACUGCUGCGACCGCUAUGAGUGUAUGAAAGAAGAUUAAUUAGGACAUGGACACACACACACAUUGAUUACAUUCAGGGGUUUGUUACCUCAAGGAGAUCAGAGGAAAACCUUGCGAAAGUGCAUCGGAUCAUCCGAGACUGUGACUGUAUGAUUCAUCGCUAAUCUCUGGUUCUGUCUUCUUUUAACUGAGCUCAGUGAUGUACUUUUAUUCUGAGUCAUUAAAUCUUCAGUGAUUAUUUUUGGACAUAGAUGUCUUACUCUAAGCUUUGCAUUUACACUUUCAAAGAAAACAAAGAGAAAAAGACAAAGUGAAUGUCAACUGUUGAAAUGUUUUGCUGGGAAAAGCAAAAAUGGCAAUAUAUUUUAGCAGAAGAAAUCACACACGACAAAGAAAUGAUAGCGACGUAGUAAGGGUGUUUAAAACAACGGUAAAAUCUAGAAUUGUAGUUCAAUUUAUAAAAUAAUAAAGAACUUUGAAUCUGUAUAAUGUUGUAGAGAAGCUUUGUGUUCGGUGUUGUAUAGCGAGCUCAGUUUUGCACUAAGUUUGUAAACACCUUUUAAAAAUGUUGUUUUUAAUUUUAUAAUAAAAAGCUUUUGAAAGUCAAAGUCACACCCAGGUACACUGUUGUAAUGACGGGUCGUAAGAAUGAGGAUCCAUUUGCAGCUUUUAAUAGACAAACUCGUAAACAACAGGCAGGGUUCGGUAACGGCAAACACAGCAGAGUAGGCUAGGCAAAGACAUGGUCAGGGUAACAGGCAAAAGGUCAGGGCAGGCAGGAAACAGUCGUGAGGCAAAAUACAGAAACAGGAAAUACUAGAAACACUCAGCAUGACAGCCGUAGCAAAUCAAGACUUCGCACUGGAGUCAGUUCAAGUUUGCCUUAAAUAGGCGCUGGGUAAUUGGCCGCAGGUGGCAGUGCAAUCAGUCCCGGCAUGUGGCUUAUGGGAAAUGUAGUCAGGAAGUGUUAGUACUCCGGGGACGGCUCCCUCUGUUGGCGGUCGGAGGACGAGAUGGGUGCUUCCAUCAUGACAACUGAAACGGGAAGGGGGAGGUCUGUAACUGGAACACAAAUUUGCAGCCACCAGAGGGAACCCUCUCCCGAGUUCUAGCCACUUCUGGAUCUCGCACAAGUAAACCACAGUCACGCCACCUUAGACACGAAGUAUCGUCAGUGUCUUCCUGCGUUUCCGAGCCGUUUGCUUCAUGGACUAAUCAUUCUGUUACUGAUAUCUUUGCCUGCCCAGUGUUUAUGCCUCUUGCUACCGUUUAAGGAUUUGUUUGCUGAGUUUUUCACUUCUGUUUAUCGCACAUAGAUCCAACUCAACCUUUGUUACACACACUAAACCUUUAAAGUGGUUUAUUAUCUGCAGCAGGAAUUUCAAAGUAAUGAGAGCGUUUAAUUUGGUUUAUCCUUGUUGAAUAUUCAAACUUUAGUCGAAUGAAGCAUUAAGAAAGCAUUAAGAGAACUCAACUCAGUAUUCGGCCGUUACAUGAACUCCUGUGUGUUUCUGCCCCACAGGAAUAAAUGUUUUGCAGAUUGAGAAAUUCCUGUGUUUGAGAUUAAGUGCAGGAAUUUGAUUUGGGGGGAAAAAACAUAUGAACUUUUAGACAUUUACAAACAUCAGGCCAAGUCAAAACUUUUUUGUCUCAUGUAGAUGGGGAAAGAAAGAGAGAGAGAGAGAGAGAGAGAGAGAGAGAGUGAAAACAAGGUGGAGUAUUUUUUGGCCAGUGAGCUGCAGAGACACACAAACACAGAUUUCUCCCCGUAUUCGGGUCUAUUACUCAGUGUAACUUGCUCUGUGAGCUCAGUGUUAGUGAUCGUGUUGUGGCAGCACUAUGGUCUCGAGUGUUUUCUGGCUCUCGGCUCAGACGCUGGGGUUUAUGUGCCUCCUGAUGCCAAGCUCUGGGUUUCUGUUACUGCGUGAAGGAGAGAAAUGUGGAUCAGACAUCAAAGGCGCAUGUGAGAAAGAUCUCAUCUGUGUGCCUACUGAACCCUCAUCCUUGUUUUACGCUGUAGGAGAGUGCACUAGGGUUACGGGUUGUAACUGCUCCGAGUUCCAGUGUCCACCGCGGCGAAGGGGUGAAUAUUGCAGUAUAGUGACUGAUCCGUGUGGUUGUUGUACCCACUGUGCCAGACGGCCAGGGCAGGUGUGCGGUGGCCCGAGUUGGAGAUACGGUAACUGUGAAAAGGGGUCGAUUUGCGCCCUUGUUGUGGGACUUGAUUCAGUCAGAGCUCCACAGACAGGCGUGUGCAAAGAGCUUCCACGUCAUUUAAAAGACACCUUCUCUGCACCUCAAUGUCCUAUUCAACGUGGCUGCAACGUUCAUGUUGGGAAUUGUGAUUGUUAUUCUGAUGACUCCUGUUAUGCAUCAUUCAGUUAUAGCACCUAUGAUGCCUGCAAUCAAGUUUUAAUAGCUGACAGGAUGUAUUUCUCGUAUGACACCAUCCCCGAAGUAGAGCCACCUGUGAGGGCGUGUAUGGAGUACGCUUGUGAGGUUCAGGGCUGUGAGUGUGUGUGUCAGUAUAGAAAGUGUGACAGCAGGACAAGUCCACUCUACGAGACCGCCUGCUGUAAAAUUCUGAGGGAUUCUGGCUGCCAAAAUGCCUCCUGUCCUGAGAUUCCCACUCCGCCUUGUCCAGCAGACUCCUUCAUCAGUCAGCCCCACACUGAACCUGGUCAGUGCUGCCCCAUUAUACCUCCUCUAUGCACCUGCAACUUCAAAACCUGCGCUCCAAAACCCAAAUACUGCCCUGAGGGUGGAUAUCCCAGACUUGUUGCGAAGGGUAACGGCCACCCGGGGAACUGCUGCGACCGCUAUGAGUGUAUGAAAGAAGAUUAAUUAGGACAUGGACACACACAUUUCUUACAUUCAGGGGUUUGUUACAGUACCUCAAGGAGACCAGAGGAAAACCUUACAAAAGUGCAUCGGAUCAUCCUGAAUGAUUCGUCGCUAAUCUCUGGUUCUGUCUUCUUUUAACUGAGCUCAGCGACGUACUUUUAUUCUGAGUUAUUAAAUCUUCAGUGAUUAUUUUUGGAGACAAGAUAAGCUUUGCAUAUACACUUUCAAAGUCAAAUCAUUUGCUCCAGUGUAUUAAUGAAAACUAUAUACGAUUCAAUAAAAGAGUAAAAAAUCA